AACUUAGAUUAUGUUUGUACAUGUGCAUCACGUGUAGGGCAACAAUAACAACAACAAUUCUAUCAAACUAUGAUGUAAUGGAUUAAACUCAACUGCUGGUCUUGUAAAAUGCCCUGGAGAUACCUUAUCAGGUUCUUUACCCAUAAUGAGCAACUUAUCCAGAAGCUAUCAGAAACUGGACCAAUACGUUAUGCAGCUAGAAUGACAGUAUACUGGUUCUUAAGGGCUAAAGAAACAGGUAUUGAAAAAUUAAAGAGAGACCCUAAUUCAAUUGAAGACACAUCAAGAGGAAAACGGUUUUCUGACAGAUUUAAAGAGGAGUUGGAGAAAGGAAUGAAAGAAUUAGAAGAUAAGAAAGAUAAGGAUAGGAAUUAAUGAAAAAUCUCAUGUAAAAACAUUGGUGAAAUUUUUUCGGGAUGAUUCUUGAAUAUUCAGGAUUUUAAGACUAAAAAAAAACCACAUUUUCUCUUCAUAAUACUGUAAAAAAUGUGGCAACAUACAGGUUUAAAAAAAAAUGUCUUUCACUCAUGGAUAAGUUUUGCGUAAAGUCAUUUAUAUUACUCACUAAUUAAGGAAUGGAAGGAAAAGGUGCCAAAGCAACUGUGAUCAUAUACUUAAUGCAUGUGUAAUGAAUUUACCAAAAAAAUAUGUGUAAUGGAUUAUUAAUAUUGCACACUUAAUGUGCUGAAUUUCUGUAAUUGAAUUGCCUAUCUUUGAAUUUGGAUCCAUUCAAAGUUAUUUUAUUAUGAAAAUACAAAAAUUGAGUUACCAAUGGCAACUGUAACAUUGCCUGGUGAGACAGCUCAGUACUAUGCUGGUUGGAAAGACUAAUCUUAUUUUGUUCCAGCAGUUAAAGCAGCAUGCCUCCAGAUUCAUGCUUAAUUUCAUGAAAAUUUUGAAAAUGUAUUUAAAAGUAAAAUUAUAUGAAGUGAGCAAAGAAAGUAAAUUACACAUUGCAAACGGCACUUACAAUCCACGUAAAUUACCAUAAAGAGGUCAAAAUAUACAUAAAUACCUCUUACUGUGUUAGUAACGCAGUAGAUUAUAGUGAUUUAUGCUGCAAAAUCAGUCAUUAAUCGCACAUAACUUGUAAAUAAUUAAUAAUAUAUUGAAUCUUUUUACUUUUCUUAAGAUCUUAAUACAUUUUUCUAAAGAUUGAAUUUUUUUAAAUAUUUUGGCUCAUCUUGAGGCGUGCAGCUUUAAGGGUUGCUAUGUAAACUUUUCGAAAUUAUGUACACUUUCGAGAUUUAUAGAGUUUAUCAGUGUCACUUUUCUUGCGGUUGAUUAAAAUUAUAUUAAUUCUGUACCCUAGUCUUAGUAAUGUUUUUUUUUUAUGACAAUCUCAUCAUGUUAUGAAAUGUAUUGCUAAAGAGGGAAUAACUGUUGUAUUGAAUGUCUUAUUUAAUUGAGAAAUUUAUUUUAUGUAAUGUAUAUCUGCUAGAUGUAAGGAUGUUUUAUAUUUCUUCUCAGGUAUCAGAUAGAAUUUUGUCACAAUUAUAAAUAGAAAACAAAAAUACACAUUGUUGCACUGAUACAAAUUUGACAUGUUU
Ruditapes philippinarum (Manila clam) is the source of this 1550-nucleotide messenger RNA. Its product is annotated as protein NCBP2AS2 homolog. The record is from RefSeq and is a predicted model, not a curated record. The transcript is spliced from 4 exons. NCBI's taxonomy places the organism in Eukaryota, Metazoa, Mollusca, Bivalvia, Venerida, Veneridae. The coding region runs from base 109 to 375 and encodes 88 amino acids.